Neoarthrinium moseri is the source of this 2655-nucleotide messenger RNA. RefSeq lists its product as uncharacterized. The transcript is spliced from 2 exons. Gene Ontology annotation, biological process: protein ubiquitination; modification-dependent protein catabolic process. Gene Ontology annotation, cellular component: cytoplasm; nucleus. NCBI's taxonomy places the organism in Eukaryota, Fungi, Ascomycota, Sordariomycetes, Amphisphaeriales, Apiosporaceae. The coding region runs from base 1 to 2655 and encodes 884 amino acids. Gene Ontology annotation, molecular function: protein tag activity; ubiquitin protein ligase binding. The record is from RefSeq and is a predicted model, not a curated record.
AUGGAGAUCUUCAUCAAGUCUUUGACGGGCGAGAUCUACGUUCUCGAUGUCGAGUCGUCCAAUACCGUAGACGAUAUAAAGAAAAUGCUAGCGACCAAGAACGGAAUCGAACCUGAUCAACAACGCCUAAUCUACGAUGGAAAACAACUAGAGGAUGGACGGACACUAUCGGACUACAGUAUCCUUCGGCAAAGUACUUUGCACCUUGUACUCCGCCUCAGAGCGUAUAGCACAUCACCUCUAUCCACCAGUCGUGUGCCCGUCGAAAGCGUAUUUCUUUCCGGCGAAGACGCCCAGCGGACCCUACGAAGAUGGCACGAACUGGCUGAAAUGGGUGAUUUCGAUGCAGACACUCAUAUUGUAGAUCCACAAGCCCACUACACUGCCUUGGAAUCUCUUGAGAGGACUAUCGUGACUUCAUCUGAGCUAUAUCAUCAAUCUGGAGGGUACGAAGGCUGGACGCUGGCAAAUAUAGACACUAUAGUGUCCCGGCUUUUGGGUGAAAGAACGUCACCUUCCAACAUACCUGAUUGGGUUUGUGGCCUCAUGCUGGACAUACAGUAUGACCAUACAGCAGUCACUGAGAAGGAGAUCAUCAUCAGCCUGUGUGAAUCCUACGUCAUCAUCCAGUCAGUCAUCGACCGGUUCGAUAUUCUGGCCACCAUAAAAUUCUCCUCCGACUUCUUUAGUAUACUAUUGCUACGGGGUGAAAAGAAUAUCGCCGAGGUUGUCAAGAUUCCUAAAGCAUUAGUAGCCAAAAUUGCACUCGAGUUACAAAUCGCAUUGACUCUUCUGAGGACAGAGUCAAUGGAUUCGGUCCGGGGUGGCAUAAUGCCUUGCCUACAGGAAUUGUUCGAUCUUCUCGAUUGUGGUCCUGUCGAAUACGAGAUUCCGGAAGCUUUCCGAGUCAUGGCCUACUUAUUGGAUUUGGGUCUUGUCUGCUACGUUGGGUCGCACGCAGCUCGCUUUGAUUCCGAGUAUUUCACGAAGGAGACUCCAGAGUUCGUGGUAAGCAAGAGAGCUGGGCUUGGAUUUAGUUGCAGUCUUCGACAGUUGGCUUGUCUCAACGGCUUCCUUGAUGCGAAAGCUGUCUGGGCCUUUGACGUGCACGUACGGGCUGAUCAAGCCGCCAAAAACCCAAACAGAGAGAGCAAUAAGUUAUCGAUUCUGACAACCAUCGAUGCGCUCGCAGAUAUUUGGGGUCCGGUUUAUGCAGAAGUCGCCCACAGUGGGUCGCCAGCAGGCCAACCUACCCUUGUUAAGAAAUACAAUGUCUCCAAAGGUUGUAUACGACGCGUCCCCGACAGAGCCUCCUCGCCAAACGCAGGAAUAUCCAAGUGCCACUGGUACAGCUGGGCAGAGGAGCAACGUCGACGUCUGGCACGAUUCUUCGUAGAGCCCAUCACGGGCAGUCAGGAUCUGACCAUGUCCCUGGAUGAUAAACUUCUGAUCGGUACGGAGAUGACCACCAACCCUGCUUGUACCUUCACCCUGCAGGAAUAUGAGAUGAAUUUUGGCGAUCUCCUGACUGAACUUGGCCCCAAGCCUUCGACCUGGAAGUUUGAUGGCAUUGCCAUGUCUUUGCAACUAGCUGCACCGAAGGUCGUUGCCAUUCAGAUUCAAGGACAGACAAAGAGGAUACCAGAGGUCUCUGUCAAGGAGCACACAUGGCAGAGAUGGAACUCAAACCCAGAGCGUGCAAACCCAGGAGUUUUGAACAAUUACUAUGGUGUAGAGAUUAGCCACUGCACUGGAAACGCAAGGAGAGUACCGUUGAAGCAGAUACUGCUGAUGGAACCGAUACAAGAACUCCUUCAACGGCAGAUACCAGGCUGGGAGUCAACACAAUGGGGGAUAGACUUUGUGAAGGUGCUUCAGGUUGAAUCUAAUGAUGCAAUAUUCAACUUCUGGACAAGACAUGUUGCUGAGCGUCCACUAGUCGGGCAGCUCGUCUCCUCUGUUCUCAACGUCCUGGACAACACCGGUAGUAACGAUGUGGGUCUCAAGGCUGCAGUUCUCCACCAAAAUUCCGAGAGCAUCAUCCACAUCAAAGCAAGGAGCAAUGACUGGGUCCGGCUGCUCAAGGACUCGUACCUGACAGCUACCUAUGCCAUCGUUAAUAGGGUGUGCCUGGAAUUCCGACGUCCCGAUCAUACGACUUCGAUAUGCACCGACGAAGAACGAUACUCUGUGCUUCAAACGGGGGCUGGUUUGCAGAGAGAUGGUUCAGUUGGCACGCAAUUCAAAUUCAUGCCUUUGGGAUUGAGAUUUAAGGCGGUUGACACCGACCUUGCAGCCUCCCAGCCCCCAUACCUCCUUGCUGCUGAGCCGAGCCGGGCAGCAGCACUACUAAACUCGUUCCAAGCCUGGUACCGGUAUACACAAGUGAAGGAACUAGUGAAUCAAAAUUCACAUUCCACUCGACUCAAUAAGAUGGUGGUACUUCGAGCUUCGCAGAAGAGCUUCGGAGGCCAGCCAUAUCAACGAAACCGUGGACUUCUGACCAUUGUUGACGAUGAUGCCCAUGACAGGAUCGACGACCUGGAGGAUCUAGCAGCACAACAGGAGGCACUUUCGCAGCUGGAGAUUGAGGCUAUCAUACUCGAAGAUGUUGAAAAUCAAGAUCAUGCGGAGAGUUCAAGGGCAGCCUGUUGA